AUAAAAAACUAAGAUUGAUCGAAUUUAGUUGACGAAGUGUUGAGAACCUGAACGGAUUUGCUAAAUAAGGCGGCGGCGCGUCAAUACAGUAAACGAUCUACAGUAGCAAUAACAGUGGUAAUAAAUAGAAAAAAAAGUGAAUGUAAUAUCGGUUUGUGACAUUCCUAUGCAGUGGAACAACAUGCACCCACUAAAAUCAACACUUCGGCUACUUCUACUCGUUUGUUUAACGCAAUGGAUUCGAGCAACACCUAAGGAUUAUAUCGAUCUACUCGAAUUGCCUGACAAUGAUGAAUUUCUAUGGGGUAGACACGAUAAUGAGAUUGCAUUUGGUAAAGCGCAUUCUCCGAGCAACGAAUAUAACAGUACCGGUGAGGGCGGCGGUAGUGACUACUUGAUGCGUCACAUAUUGAAGAAGCGACAAGUGAUUUUCCAAGAAAAUAAAGAUUACGGUGAAUGCCGCACAGCGUUGGGUGAAGUAGGACGCUGUCGACAUCCGCUCUACUGUCGCAUACCCGAGCUGAAGGAUGAUGUCUGGCGUUUGAUCUCGCAGUUGUGUGUUAUCGAACAGAGUUCCAUCGGCAUUUGUUGCACUCAGCACACAGAGUCGCGUUCGAGUCCACAAGUCAUCAGCGACGUGAACAAUAAUGGCUUGGAGGAGGCGCGCAUUGUCAAUAAACCCGAACAACGUGGUUGCGGCCUUACCACCAAACAGUUCCCGCGCAUCACUGGCGGUCGUCCAGCCGAACCCGAUGAGUGGCCUUGGAUGGCUGCGCUCAUACGUCCCGGUCUGCCGUAUGUCUGGUGCGGUGGCGCAUUGGUCACCGAUCGGCAUGUGCUUACUGCGGGGCAUUGCGUGCACAAAUUCAAAAUGGAGGAUAUAUUUGUGCGCCUGGGCGAAUACAAUACACAGAUGAUUAAUGAGACGCGUGCGCGUGAUUUUCGCAUUGCCAAUAUGGUCAUACAUAUAGAUUACGAUCCAUUGACUUAUGAGAAUGAUAUUGCCUUGCUACGGCUGGAUCGUGCCACACUAUUUAAUACGUACAUUUGGCCUGUUUGUAUGCCACCAAUUGGUCAAAGUUGGGAAGGACAAGUCGGUGUUGUGACGGGUUGGGGUACACAAACAUUCGCCGGUCCACAUUCGGAAAUACUUAUGGAGGUUUUGCUACCAAUUUGGAAACUGGCUGAUUGCCGUCGCGCUAUGGUUGAACGCAUACCGGACACUGUGAUGUGCGCUGGCGUGCGUGAAGGCGGUCAGGACUCAUGUCAGGGCGAUAGCGGCGGGCCACUGUUGGUGCAAUUGCCGAAUCGGCGCUGGGUCACAGUGGGCAUAGUCUCUUGGGGUGUGCGUUGCGGCGAGGCCAAUCGUCCGGGCAUGUACACCAGCGUCAAUCACUAUAUGCAUUGGAUACUACAGAACUCAGAUAUUUAAAUAACAUUACAUUGUGUACAUUAAAUGUGUGUCACCCUUAAAAAGUCGUUUAUUAAAUAAAAUUUGUUUAAUACUCGCUAGCUGGUUUCGUCGCGAAAAUUCAAAAUUCAUAUAACUAUUCCUACAACAAUAUAUAUAUAUAUGGAUUACCAAUUAAAAUUUAA
Zeugodacus cucurbitae (melon fly) is the source of this 1596-nucleotide messenger RNA. RefSeq names its product proclotting enzyme. Gene Ontology annotation, molecular function: serine-type endopeptidase activity. The coding region runs from base 167 to 1432 and encodes 421 amino acids. The record is from RefSeq and is a predicted model, not a curated record. The transcript is spliced from 6 exons. NCBI's taxonomy places the organism in Eukaryota, Metazoa, Arthropoda, Insecta, Diptera, Tephritidae. Gene Ontology annotation, biological process: proteolysis.